This is a messenger RNA of Diachasmimorpha longicaudata, 617 nucleotides long. RefSeq lists its product as uncharacterized. The transcript is spliced from 2 exons. NCBI's taxonomy places the organism in Eukaryota, Metazoa, Arthropoda, Insecta, Hymenoptera, Braconidae. The record is from RefSeq and is a predicted model, not a curated record. The coding region runs from base 1 to 363 and encodes 120 amino acids.
AUGGGCUACUGGAGGCUGAGUCCUCGUUUGCGGUGUUUUGCUCCCUCUCCAUCAAUUGUAACACCGAAAAUAUUUUCAAUUAAACCCUCCCCUCCUCUCACAGCAUCCCCAGGAGUAGUGUCAGCCCCUCUCAACAUCUCCAACUUCACUCAAGCCUUUACAAACCCAGUGCCAAUUCCAAUCGGUUUCCAAAGGCAUUGGCACAAGCCAUCCCCCAAAGUACAUUCAUACCCUCGAGUCAGCGACAGACUUCGCAUCCUGGCCUUUCGGAAACUUAGAUUACAACUGCACUCCACUUCUGCAUCAUCCCACCAUCCCUUUAUGAGCAUUAGCAUCUCCACGACGUUCCAAUUUUGGUAUUAAAGGGCCCAGGACACUCACCAACGUCUUAUCCAUCUCAGAAAUAACUGGAGCCACGGUGUUUGUCUCGGAAGGGCUUCGGUGAAUUGAACUGAUCCUAAUUUACGACCGCUGGAGUAUAUGGAGACGGUAACGCCAACUACAAAUCAUAAUAUUGAGUUCAGAUGGGAGAGCUGGCUGCUCGUUCAUCGGUUUUGGGAUUUAUAUCGAUUUACGGAAACUGCAAGGUAAGCAGAGGGUUACCAACGAGUGCUGGA